GGUCAAUACACACACACACAGUGACACACAGGAAGCAGUAAGAAUGGGCGUGUAGUCCUGUAUUACAGUGUGCGUGUCUCCAUGUCAGUUAGACUGCAAUGAUUUCUAACAUUCCUCUAUACCUCCUUUAUUUUUAACUCAGACUCUGAUCAGAGCCUUGUGCAGUGCGAUGGCGGGGAACGUGCGCUCCUGGACGGUGAAGCAGGUGGGCCGCUGGCUGCGUGAUGAGGGUUUCAGCGACUACGUGGAGCUGCUGUGUAAUAAACACCGCCUGGACGGCACCAGCCUCCUCACGCUGACCGAGUUUGACCUGCGCUCGCCGCCGCUCGAGCUCAAAGUCCUCGGAGACAUCAAGAGGCUCAUGCUGUGUGUGCGCAAGCUGCAGAAACAAAACGCCGACGUGCUGGAGGAGCUUGGCUUCGCUCCCGACACACACUCACCACAGGGGGGCGCUGGGGUGGAGUGGCUGUGUAACGGGGACCCGGUGCGGGAGCGGGACCGGGACUGCGUGAGCGAUGUUCUCGGAGGUGAACAGUUCUCCUACAGUAACGGGAAGCAGAAGCAGCAGAACCGGCGCCUGGACCCGGAGUACUGGAAAACAGCACUCAGCUCCGUCUACGUCACGCUCGUCUUCGGCUUCACCUCCUUCGUCAUGGUGAUCGUUCACGAGCGCGUACCCGACAUGCGCACCUACCCUCCACUGCCCGACAUCUUCCUCGACAGUGUACCCAGAAUCCCCUGGGCCUUCGCCAUGGCCGAGGCAUGUGGAGUCAUCCUGUGUAGCAUCUGGUUAAUCGUACUGCUGCUACACAAACACAGGUCUAUCUUGGUGAGGAGGUUGUGUAGUCUGAUGGGAACAGUGUUCAUGCUGCGCUGUAUCACUAUGUUCGUCACCUCGCUCUCAGUACCUGGACAACACCUGCAGUGUACCGGCAAGGUGUACGGUGAUAUGUGGGCGAAGCUGCAGAGGGCGGUGGCGAUAUGGAGUGGAUUUGGGAUGACUCUGACUGGAGUUCACACCUGUGGUGAUUAUAUGUUCAGUGGACACACUGUGGUCCUCACCAUGCUCAACUUCUUCGUCACUGAGUACACGCCCCGAAGCUGGAACUUCAUCCACACUCUGUCGUGGGUGUUGAACCUGUUCGGGAUCUUCUUCAUCCUGGCGGCUCACGAGCAUUACUCCAUUGACGUCUUCAUCGCCUUCUACAUCACCACGCGUCUCUUCCUGUAUUACCACACCCUCGCUAACACACGCGCCUACCAGCACAGCCGCCGCGCCCGCAUCUGGUUCCCCAUGUUCUCCUUCUUCGAGUGCAAUGUCAACGGUCCCGUCCCCAACGAGUACUGCUGGCCCUUUUCCAGACCCACCCUGCUCAGGAGACUCAUCCGAUAACACUCUCUCUCUCUCUCUCUCUCUCUCUCUCUCCCCCCCCCCUCACACACACACACACACACACACACACACACACACACUCACUCACUCACUCACUCACUCACUGAUGAUGUACAUAAAAGACCCUGAAAAUGUUUACACCGUAUUCACUAUCUAGACUGCAUAAUCACCAUUGUCAGUACACUGUCGGUGCGUCUCAAACCACACCCACCCUAUUCACUAUCUAAUCCACUGAAUCACUACAGUGUGGGUGUGUUCUAUAAAGCACGUACUUGUAAAGUCAACAUCUUCAGAUUGUGCUGCAUGACAUGAGAUUUUUUUUGCAGAUUGCUCAGGAUUAAAGGUGCAAUAAGAAUAAUUAUCCACAACAUUAAAGCUGUGCUCAGUAGAUCUACAUGUUAAUACAUAAAACGUUAUGAAUUUAUGGUAACAAACUAAAAUGAUACAUGACCCAAAAAAACACCCCCCAAAAGUGUAACUGUAGUUUAAAGGAGCUUUAAAUGAAGAAUUCAGGCAGCAGCUGAAAUUUUGUACUUUGAUACGACAGCUGUGUUGAAUUCUAGAGAUCUAUCGAACACUUAUAGACAGAGUCUCCAAGUGUUCCGACGUCUUCAGGACAGAGGGGUUUCUGACGUGCCGUUCUUUUAAUAAAUAAAAAUGUCUAACAGUUGCUACGGUAGUAAUGCGAUGAAUAAAACACUUCGAGGCAUGCUGUUCGAGGAAAAUAAUCACAUCGGGGCGCUAACGGUAACUCCGCGGCGUCUGGUCGCAUCUCGGAUUAAUUUCCUGUGACCGCGUGGCGUCACUUGCUUUAUAACUUACGUGAUAAAUAUAGAAAAAAAAUAUUUCCAAAUCAAAUACAAAGUUUGGGAUUUUUUUAUGAGCGUAAAAAAAUGCUUCGAGUAAUCGCUAUAAAAACUGCAUUAAAACUCUAAGGGUCAUAUUUAUUACUUUGAAAUAUAAAACGAAUGAACAGAAUUUUAUGUUGUAACGGUUAUUUUCCCGUCUCUGGGCCGCAGUUUACAUGUAAACAAUGUUACUGAUUGCACCUUUAAUAUCAGCUGUAACUCGCAGUGAGAGUUCAGCUGCAGCUCUCUAAUGUAAAUGUGUGUAAAUAAGAACAAACUUUCAAAAGCAAUAUGAAACAACGCUUCCUCGACUAGUUUACACUCACACUCUUGGCUGAGGUUCAUUAUUAUUAUUAUUAUUAUUAUUAUUAUUAUUAUUGCCUUGUGUCACAUGUACGAAGAAAAAAAACUUUCAUUUUUUUCCCCCGUUUCAAAACAAAUGUUUAUUUUUUCUGGGCCACUAAAAUAGUAAACGAAUACGUUUUUUCCUUAUAGAUUUACAAAGAAUUAAAUAGUGACUUGAAAGUGAAUGAAUUUUUGCAUUAAUUUAAAUCAUUUCCAGAAGGUUUCAGCGUGAACGGAGUCUGAAAACUGAAUCUGAAACCAUGAAAAAUGAACAAAGGAGAAAUACGAGCGCUUGUUUGGGUUUUUUUUAUUUGUGGUUUUAGAGCUAAAACUGUAGAGUUUUUAAUUCUUAAAAAAUGUUACAUGUAUGAACAUGACAUGUACAGACCAAAAAUGGUCUUCAGUAUUUAUUAUAUAUUUUGCUGUUUGUUUGUUUGUUUGUUUGUUUGUUUGUUUGUUUGUUUUUCAAGUUGGUUGACCAAACUUAUUUAAAAUGAAGAUUUUGCUUGUCAUUUUUUGGUGUAAUUGAUAUUUUCUAGCUUUGCUUUCAUAAAACUUGGGUGAAAAAUUGCCAAAAAACGUGAUGGACAGGUAAAAUUUUGUCAGAUGCCAACGGUGUAUUUUUAUUUUUGAACACGUUCUGUAAAUAGUAAAAGACGUGUUUAUGAGCCUGACACUUUACCUUGUAGAGUUUACUAACGUUUACAACUGGACUAAAUAUCGUACUCGCUUUAUUGUUAAAGCUGUUUAGGAAAUAUCUGGAGUUGUGAUCAUGUGCCAUUAUCCAUUGCACAGUUAUGAUGAUUUAUAAUAAUGAACACAUUUUGAACACGUUAGGGUUUCAGAUCUACAGAUUAGAUUAGAUUUCAGAUCUACAGCACUACUUAUUCCUCAGUGAUUUAGCUUCAGUGUCUUUGCUUUAGCACCUUUUCAGUAAAAUGGUACUUUCCGCAUGUUCUUUGUGGAGAAAUCUUAAUGUGGGUAUGAUCCUAGAAUGUAAUAAGUGAUAUGUGUAGGUGUGUGUGUGUGAGUGUGUGUGUAAUUGUAAUUUGAUUUCGUUCUCAGAAUGGUCCAUCCUGUUUAUCUGACAUUUCUGUACUAUAUGGCCUGAAUGUUUUCUAUGCUUGUAAAUAUGUACGUAAUGAUAAAAUAAUUGUGUAGCAAAAAAUAAAUAUGUAGCUACUGUAAGUAACUGCCAACUGA
Messenger RNA from Ictalurus punctatus (channel catfish), 3789 nucleotides. Its product is annotated as sphingomyelin synthase-related protein 1. The record is from RefSeq and is a predicted model, not a curated record. The transcript has 7 exons. NCBI's taxonomy places the organism in Eukaryota, Metazoa, Chordata, Actinopteri, Siluriformes, Ictaluridae. Gene Ontology annotation, molecular function: protein binding; sphingomyelin synthase activity; ceramide cholinephosphotransferase activity. Bases 170 to 1393 code for a protein of 407 amino acids. Gene Ontology annotation, cellular component: endoplasmic reticulum membrane; Golgi membrane. Gene Ontology annotation, biological process: ceramide biosynthetic process.